UUGAUGCUGGACAUAUUUUUCUUUUGAAGGAGAGUGCUAAAAAGAAAUUUGGAAGGGGCCAAGGAGUUUUUCUUCAGCAGCUCUUAAUUAUUUCACCUGAGUAUUAACAAUAGACUAGUGUAGCAUUUUUGAACUUCUUGUAAAUGGCUCACUACAAGCAUUUUUAUGGGAAAAGAAAGAAUCAUGUAGACUUGUUUCGUAUCUCUUCCUUUGUUCCUGAAACCACAACUUCCGAUAAAACAGCAUGUCAUUAUCUGCUAUCAGCUCCCUUUGUAUCUCUGGGAGGACUUUCACCAUCUGAGAAAGAAAUAGCAAAGAUUUCAGGACCCAUGAAACCACGUUUCUUCCGCAAUCAAGCAGGACCCACCAAUCGCUGGCAAUUUCCAUUCAGUUCACCCUGUGACUUACUAGGAAUUUCACAGAGUGCUAAAGCGAAACAAGAUGGCCUCCAUAAGAACUUGAUUAGAAUAAUGACAGUUGAUAGCCCUAUGCCUUGGGGGGAAGAAUUUGGGGGCUGGAAAACAAGUGCAGAACUUCUCGAUGAAUCUAUUGGCCAAUCUUUUUCACAUAUGCGGUCCCAAAUCAAACCCAAACCCAGGACAUUCUCCCGCCAAAGAUUGCCCAAUCAGAUGCUUUUUUCUUAUACACAGAAGAUCACAGAAGGCAUGGAACCAGAUGUAACUUUGGACUGUUUGGGCUAUGAAUGGGAACUUCACCGAAUGUAUUUAUUUAAAUCCCACGUCCUUUCACAACUUCUUGCUGAAGCAGAACAGAAUAGCUACUCCCCAAACACAAGAAGCGUAUUGAAAUCUAGAAAAGAAACCCGUUGUUAUAAGUGCUGUCUACUAACUGGUCAUAAGCCUGAUGAAUUCUGCCAACAGAAGGAAAAAUUGCCAAAAGUCACUAUUGCUCUGAAUAUUACUGAUCAAGAUGUCACUCGGUUUGCCUUUGCUGUUGCACUCAAGAACAUGUACAAUUCUGAAUCAGAAGUGAAUGAAGAAGAUGUUCUAGGAAUUCUGGCUGCAGCGGAAGUGUUACAGUUCCCUAGCCUUUUCCAAAAGUGCAUCCAAGUCAUGAGAAGAAGCAUCUGUCCUACCAAUGUCUGUAGGUAUUAUACUGCAGGCUGCAAGUAUAAGCAACCUUCCUUGAUCACUAUCUGUGAAAGAUGGACUGAGGUAAACCUUGUCCCACAGCUUGGCUCACAGAUAUGUCUGCGGAACCUGCCACUGGAGCUGCUACAGAAAGUGCUUAAAUCUCCAAGGUUGUUUACCAUCAAUGAAUUCUACCUCUUGAGAACUGCACUAUACUGGGUAUUCCUGCAGCAAAAUCCCAAAAUUCAGAUAAUCCCAUCUUAUAAUACUAUCCUCACAUAUUUUAGCAGUUUACCCAAGACCUGUGCCUUCCUGGAAAGGGAAGAAGGACAGCAAUACAUGGCUAUCUUUCAGUCUCUCCGUUUACAUGGCAUUACUUCAAGUAGACAUCUAGAGGAGCUAUGGGAAAUCAAUUUCUUUCCUUUGCCAUGGCUUACAAGGAUCUUGUCUGAUCACUACCAUGCACUAGAAAAUGGUGGUGACAUGGCCUUUCAGGCAGAUUUUAACACUCAAGCAGUGAGAUUUGGUCUUAUGCUCAGGGAGGAACCAAGAUAUCAUGCAGAAGUAAUUUCCAUUUAUGGAUUCUUCUUCGAGCUAAAAGCAGUAAAACAUGAUGCUUCAGCAUACAGUUUUUACAUGAAAAGAGUCAGACAUGCAGAUCCAAUUAUCUCUUACUUUACUGCUGAGCGCAGUCCUGUCAAUUUACAGAAAGAACGGGAAGUUAAGUAUGAAAUAAAAGCACAGUGCCAAAUAGAUGGAAAGUGGCAAGAAUUCACCACAGAAAGGCUGACUCAAAGCUUUGGAGUAAAGAAAUCUUCUUCUAAAAGCAAGCUGGCCUGCAGCCAACUUCAUUGUGAUUCCCAUAAAUAGUGGUGAUGAAGCAAUAAGAUUACCAUGCCAACCCACUCCAGCUUCCCCUCCCACUGCACAAAUUCCACAGGAAGCACACCAAAAUUAUAGAUGGUUCCAGAUGAAUAUACAAUAUGCAUGAUUCAUGACAAUUAGAGCAGAUGUUGAUAUUACCCUUUAACAUGGGUAUUAUGUUUUACCUGUUUUCUCCCCCUUUUUAAUCUUAACAAUUGUAAGGCAGAAAAACUGAGCACAAAUCUUCACAGGAGUAGAUAUGUUCCAUCAGGCUCUCAUCAAAUUGGAUUUAGUUAAGAAAUGGCUGUUUUCCUUUUCCUUAUUUUCUGUCUCUUUGGAGCAACUAAACAACUAUUGAAAUUUCUGUAUAGAUUUUUCUUUAUGCAGGUGGUCCUCAACUUACAACUAGUACAAUGACUGCAAUAAUUUACAACCAAAAUUCCAGGGCCAAUUGUGAUCUCAAGUCAAGGACUACCUGUAUAUAAAUUGUUUCAAUAUAUACAAUCUUUAUAGAAUUUUUAAUGGAUUUUAAUUAAAGUGUUCUUCAUCCUUUGGAGAUAAAUUA
Messenger RNA from Pantherophis guttatus, 2520 nucleotides. RefSeq names its product BTB domain containing 16 (gene BTBD16). Gene Ontology annotation, molecular function: protein binding. The record is from RefSeq and is a predicted model, not a curated record. Lineage: Eukaryota; Metazoa; Chordata; Lepidosauria; Squamata; Colubridae.